Molecule: messenger RNA, 2165 nt
Organism: Vigna unguiculata (cowpea)
Lineage: Eukaryota; Viridiplantae; Streptophyta; Magnoliopsida; Fabales; Fabaceae
Product: flocculation protein
Biological process (GO): nuclear membrane organization
Cellular component (GO): nuclear envelope
Source: RefSeq, a predicted model, not a curated record
AAAAGGAAAAAAACCAAUAAGCCGAAGGUAACCGCUGCAACAAUCGGCUUCUGUUUCGGGGAAAAGAGGUUUUGGAUUGGAAGAGAGAAGAGUGAAGUAAAGUGCUGUUUAGGAACUGUAUAUUAGAAGUUCUGUUACGGAACAAAAGCACUUUCCGAGUGCUACAUGGCUUCCGCUCCCGGAUCUCGAUCCGGCGGCAAAAUUCUCCGAACGCGACGGAGCGCCGCCGCGAGGAGCCGUACUCCUUACGACCGUCCCGCCCCGGCCGAGGCUCCAAGCCCUAACUGGCUCUCGCGUUUCGUAUUGUCUCCCUCGCGUUUCAUUGCUUCUGGCGCCGGGAAAAUCUUCUCCUCUGUUUUGGAUCUCGAUAAUGCUUCCCCGUCUUCUUCUUCUUCUUCUUCCUCUGCUGCUUCCUCCUCUCCCUCCUCAUCCGCUAACAAUUCCGACGCUGAGGAAGUCGGUACUUUCGAUGAUGAAAAUGAUAAACAGUCUGAAGGUGAUGUGGCGUUGAGCAAGGAGCUCCAGCCCUUUGUUGGGAACAGCAAGAACAAGCAUAUCAUCGAGCAGCUUAUUCUGAAGGAGUCAUUCUCCAGGGAAGAAUAUGAUAGAUUGAUAAAAAUAAUAAGAUCAAGAGUUGUAGAUCCUGCGAAUGACGAUAAUGGAGAUAAGAGGCCCACAGAUGUACUCAACAAGACUCCUGGAAGUGAUUCACCUGAUCUCCAUAGUGCUGCCAUUAUGGAGGCAAAAAAAUGGCUGCAGGAAAAAAGUCAGGAUGAUCCCAAAGAUGAAGGAUCACCGGUGGAUGUGGCCAAGUCAUAUAUGCGCACACGCCCUCCAUGGGCUUCGCCUUCCAUAGACCACCCUAAUUCUCAAACACUAUCUGGUGUUCAGCUCUUCAAAGAAGAAACACCAUAUCUAUUGGGAAACAAUUCUACACCGUCCUCCAAGUUGAAAAGGGAUUCUGCAGCUACUGGUUCAUGGAGUAUUCAGGAUGAAAUUCGAAGAGUAAGAUUCAGGGCAACAGAGGAUUUACUUAGGACACUUCCCUCCUCAAAAAUUGAUUGGUCUACACUUGGCAUGGAGAAUAAAAAUAAUGUAGACUCUUCGGCUAUUGAAAACAUUGGAACUAGUUUGGCAGAGAGAGUACAUAAUUCUACAAGUUUGGCGGAUGCAUCUGCUAACUUCGCCAGAGGAUUUGGUUCUCAGGUCUCUCCAGAUUUGGAGAGUAAACUGGAGGGGUCCAAACCUGAAUCAGUGCUGUCUUAUCCGGUUAACAUUAAUUUUGAACAGAAUCAGGGGUCUGUUGCUGUUCAGCAGACCAAAGGUACGCAAGAUGACAGCAGAGAAGUAACUACUUCGGGACUACAAGAUGGGUCCUCAAGUGAUAUGUACAGGGGUGACGGACUGGUUAAAGUCAAUGGCAUCAAUGACACAAAUAGGCCAGGUCAUCAGCUAGACUCAGUUGAAGAAACUAAAGAAGCUACAGAUUCUAGAUUACAAGAUAGUAACCACUUAGUAAUCAAAGAGAAGGUUGGAGCAGAAGAUGAAUUAGCAAAUGGGUUCCCCUCUUCAGAACCAAGUUUCAAUGCAGCUCAGGUUAUUGAACAGAACACAAAAACAUUGGAGGACAAGGAACCCAAUACAAAUGAUUCAAGUCAGGAAAGGACAGCUGAGGUUGUUCUCGAGCAAGAGGCUUGCAAGACAUUGCGUGAAUCAAUGGACGUGCCUGAUGUAACUGGGGACGCUGAUGGUGUUGCUUCUGGUUCGCAGAACAGUUCCAGCGUGUACGAGGUUCAACACGAUAGUUCCCAGCUGGGUGUAGUAGAAUCAGGUUUGGCAGCGACACCAACUAGCAUUGCUAAGCAAAAGGGGAGAAGAGUGACCGCCACAUAUAACAGCAGAAGGAGCAGGAGCAGGGGUGUCAAAUGAUGCCCAUUGUUGUAUUUUGUAUCUUAAAUUGUAAGUUACCGUUAGCUUAGAAAGUAGGGAUUAUGCAGGACAUUUGUUGUGAGAUUAAUUAUAUUCAAGAGUAUAUACGUCUCCUUAGACAGCUUUAUUUUUUCUUUAAUCUCUUCUUUUUUUGUCUGUUUUUUGGGGUGAUUUAAUCCGGUUCAGGAAUUGGAAUGUAUUUGCUGUAUAAAUGGUUAAAUAGCGACAUUUUUUUA